AUGGAUGCCGCGACCGUGCCGCCAGGGCGGCAACAGGAGGCUACGAAGACAAAGGCGUUGUGCCAAGCAACUUCGACUUCUACUAGACGUUACAAACCCAGAGCCGAUGAGAUGUACCCAAACGAGUGCCGCCAGCUCGAGCUGGCAGUCGCCGUGGCUAGAAGAAAGAAGAUGGAACGACAGGCGGAGGAGGUAGCUAAGCAGGCGAAGGAGCUGGCAAGGCAAAAGGAGAAAGCCGAGAAGAAGCUAGCGAGGCAAAAGCAUAGAGCGGAGAAGAUGGCCUUGAGAUUGCCCUGGGGCGCGACCACUCGGCACAUCAAGCACGUCAGCGGGCGGCUGCUCGGUUCCCACUUUCAACCUGCCCGUAAAACUUCUUUCUUUGGCGGCGCCUCUGAGUUUGGAUUCGGGCGGCAAGUAACUAGUGCCGGCGGUUUUAGUGCGUCUGCUUCGGUGGUGCGCGCUGGUGUUGCAAUGGGGCGUGCGAAAGGAAACCAGGCGGCGGCGGCCGGGGCGGCAACCGCGAAAAGGGAUGGAAAGGGGGAGAACAGGACGCCGCAGCAUUACAACUGCUAUGUGCAGGUGUUGGGCACCGGAAUGGACACCGGAGACACCGGUCCUAGCGUCCUCCUCUUUUUUGACAACAAAAGGUUCCUGUUCAAUGUUGGCGAGGGCUUCCAGCGGUACUGCAUUGAGCACAAAGUCCGUCUGAGCAAGCUCAAUCACCUCUUCUUCUCACGGGUCUCGUCAGAAACAUUCGGAGGGCUUCCAGGUCUCCUGCUGACUCUGCACUCGGUAACGGGAGCGCCCCUAGGGAUGGGCCUGUACGGUCCCCCCCCUUUGGACCAACUCGUCGACGCAAUGGGCGCCUUUUGCCCAGUGCGCGCUCUUGGCUGUCAGACCUACUGCUUCAAGCGCGACGGCAGCCUCGGACGAGCCACCACUUCUUCGGGGGGUUUCGGCCCGGUCGACUUCCGGAGGGAUCCCUUUGGGACGGAACAUGCGAACGCGGGAGUUGCCUUCCAGCCCCCCACCCCCCCCGGAAGUUCGGGGUCAGCUCCCGGCGGCGCGAAAGAAGUGUACCGUGACGAUUUUGUGACGAUAAGUUCCGUCGUUUUAGCACCCGAGGGUGAUGAAAUACUUGCUUCCGCGGGAAUGGAACAAAUCGAAGCGGGAGGGAAGGAAGAUGAGAUCCUCGAAAGCAACCCGAAACGGUUCCGGCUCGAAGGGGGGGGCUCCGCUUCCCCGUCCCCUUCCCCUCGAACUCCCCCCCCGGAAACGUCGACUCCGCGCGGGGGGGAAGACGCCAAGCUAUCGGUGGUUUACAUCUGCGAGCUUCCGGACGUGCCGGGUAAAUUCGACCCGGGGAAAGCGAAGGCCCGGGGCUUACCCCCUGGAAAAGAUUACUCCCGGCUUGUUCAGGGGGAAACGGUGACCGCGCCGAAUGGGCAGGUGAUCAAGCCGAGCGAUGUGAUGGGGCCGACAACAUCGGGCCCUGUUUUUGUGCUGGUGGAUUGCCCGACGCCCGCGCAUUUGGGUGCGUUGGUGGGCGCACAGGGCCUCGCGCGGUUCCAAAAGGGGGCGGAGGGUGGGAAGCAGGCUAACGUGGUGAUUCACUUGAGCCCCCCGGCCGUAGUGGAGCUCCCUGAGUAUCAGCAGUGGGUGGCCUCUUUGGGCGGAGCCAAACACGUGGUCGCGGGUUAUGGGCACCACGGGUUGGGCCGACCCGUCUACAUCUCGAGCAUGCGGUUAACCGCCAAACUGAACUGCAUCGCUCCAGAGGUGUUCCCCCUCCACAUGCCCGCGGAGCAGCAGGCGGCCGCGAGAGAGGCGGGCGAAGCCGCCGAAGUGGUCGCUGCCCACGUAGCGAAAAGCGCGGGCGCCGUCGACCUCGUGCCGGGUCAGAAUCUGCUCAAAUUUACGCUGCGCCCCGUCGCCCAGCAAGGCCUCGACGAAUCGCUGGUCACCGCCAAUCUCGACGUCGAACAAUUGCAAAACGAAGUCAUCACCGCGACCCCCGAGGCAAUCCUCGCGGCGAGAGACGUGUCCGGGAUCGCGGGUCCCGACCCCCGGUUGCUUACGUUUGCGGAAGACGCAACCCGAGACGGAGCCAGCGCAGGCCCGAGCGGCAACGGUGCCGAAGUGGGCGGUAACGGUUCGAUGAACGUGGACGAUUCGACAGAUGCGUGGAGGGUGCGUGGGCUAACGGUCGAUGACGGCGGGCGUUCGGACGCGGGUUUAGGGGUUCCGGAGGCGGCUUUGCGGGUUUCGGACGAGGAUUUGACCAUUCCGGACAAGAGUUUAGGAGUUGCGGACCCGGGUUUAGGGGUUUCGGACAAAGAUUUAGGGGUUUCGGACGCUGGGUCGCAGCAGGCGGUGCCGGAGUGCCUACAAGGGGUGGGUCGGGAAGAAAUGGAGCUGGUGUUUCUGGGAACGGGGUCAUCCCAGCCGUCAAAGUACCGGAACGUGAGCGCGAUAUACGUCCACCGGUUUGCGUGGGGCGGGUUCCUGAUGGAUUGCGGGGAAGGGACGUACGGGCAGCUGAAACGGAGGUACGGCGCCAAGCUGGGCGACACGGUGGUGGCGCAUUUACACCUGGUGUGGAUCUCGCACAUCCACGCGGACCACCACGCGGGGCUGGUGCGCAUCAUCGCCGCGCGCAAGGUGGCGCGCGAAGCCCUAAACCUCCCGGCGCAGCCGCUCGUCGUGGUCGCGCCGCGGCUGCUCCGGCGCUUCUUAACCGCGUACGAUAAUGUCGAGAAAAUGGAUAUGGUGUUCGUAGACUGCGCGCAGACGGUCGGGGAUAGCAACCGGGGGAGUGUGACCAGUAGAACCGGGCUCCAGCCGUUCACUGGGAUCGGGGCGGACCUCGACACCGGUUCUAGAGAAAGCGCGGCGAUGCGCGAGGCGAUGUCGAGGGUAGGGUUAACGAGCCUGGUUAGCGUCGAGGUGAUUCACUGCCCGCAGUCGUACGGGGUGGUUAUGGAAACGGAGGGAACGGAAAAGCGGCCGGGGAUGAAGCUAGCGUACUCGGGGGAUACCAGGCCGUGUGCAGCGUUUGUGGAGGCGAGCCAGGGAGCCACAGCCUUCAUUCACGAGGCAACUUUCGACAACGAGCUGGAGGACGAGGCCCUCGCCAAGCGGCACAGCACGACGCGCGAGGCGGUGACAGCUGGCGCGGCCGCGGGCGCGUUCCGUACGAUCCUGACGCACUUCAGCCAGCGGUAUCCGAAGAUGCCGGUCGUCGACGAGAGCUUCACCGACCGCACGUGCGUCGCAUUCGACAUGAUGAGCGUAAAUGUCGCGGAUCUAGUUGUGGUUCCGAGGCUCAUGUCCGUGCUCAAGCUGCUGUUCCCAGAGGUGGAGGAGCCGGAGGAAGGUGCGGAGGAGGAGCUGGGGGCGUGAGUUUUGCUGAGCAGACUGGGGGGUUGAGAUUUACGAAGCGGACUGAGGGGCGGAGUCUGAGCGAAGUUGGGGGGUGAAAUCUAUGGCAACAGACUGACAAGAUUUGCUUGUUGAGCGGGAUGGGGCAAACGAUCACAAGGGUCUCACAUGGAGAGGUAGCGCCAACGCUUGACUAGUGCCGGUUAGCGGCGUGCUGUGCGACUACUUAUGUCAGCGGGAUCAGGAGUGGAUGGUCCAAAUUUGCUUCUUGAUGUUGCCAUGGGAUGGUACAUUAUGGAGACACGACUUGAAGUUAUGGGCUGGUGCAAUCUUCCCAUGCGGCAGACCGAACUGCUUAGAUCACACCUCCUUAAAGCAUACCACACAG
This is a messenger RNA of Klebsormidium nitens, 3769 nucleotides long. NCBI's taxonomy places the organism in Eukaryota, Viridiplantae, Streptophyta, Klebsormidiophyceae, Klebsormidiales, Klebsormidiaceae. The record is from the annotation of a GenBank genome assembly.